UCGACCGCGUGUUAUAAACUAGCACCAUGGUUGUACAGAUUAUUUAUAGAAUUAAAAAAGACAAUUAUAUUACAAUUUGGAAAAUACGUGAAUGAGACUACUACUUUCUAUUAUUUUAUUAAAAUGCAAGAAAAAUUCUGAAUACAAAGAUGGCCAUUGAAGUUAGAAAACAGUCAUUUCAACAUUAUGUGCUUAUGAUUCAUGUUAGUUCAUGUUUUAGACAGAAAAAUGUUUUAAGAUUUCCCAAUCUUUAAUAUGUGAAACAGGAAGCUAGAAAAAGAUGGCUAGCGGUGUUGUCUUGGUUACUGGUGGAAGCGGAUGUUUAGGACAACAUGUUAUCAAACAUUUACACCUUCUGGGAACUGAUGUAAAAGAAAUUCGUAUUUUAGAUGUUGUGAAAUACGAACAGAAAUUAGAUUUUGAAAUAAGGAAACCAAUGAAAACGUAUGUUGGAAGUAUAACCGACCAAUCAAUGGUCAAUAAAGCAUGUGAUGGCGUGGAUGUUGUUCUUCAUAUUGCAUCACUGAUAGACUGGAGGUUAUUCCCUAAUCAUAAGACUUUACACGAGGUAAAUGUCACAGGAACGGAAACUAUUCUGAAGGCAUGCAAGGAUAAAAAUGUACCAUACUUAAUCUACUGUAGUUCUCUUAGCAUAUUCUAUGGUCCACGGGAAAUAAAGGCGGGAACUGAAACUUCAGUGCAACCACAGACUAGCUUGUACUUUGGAGCAUAUGCUAAGACAAAGUUAAAAGCUCAGAGAAUGGUGUUAGGAGCAAAUGGAAGUACACUAAAAAAUGGAAAGUCUCUAAGAACAUUAGCAAUUCUCCCACUACCACUAUAUGGCGAACUGGACUACCACAAUAUUACACCAAGUGUUCAACCUUUCAAAGAUAAAACGUACACUCUGAUUGGACCAAUGACAGCACGUGUACAUUACAGUUAUGCUGGUAACUGUGCUUAUAUGUUUAUUAAAGCAAUGGAAGGUAUUCAACGGAAUCCAGAAGUAGGAGGCGAAUACUUCUUUGCAGCAGACGAUACGCCACCAAACGUAUUCCCGGAAACCAUCCGACCUUUCUUUGAACAGUUUAAUGUCAAAACGACAUCAUGGCAUAUACCGUACUGGUUAAUAAUGUCAUUUGUGUUUAUUGUUUAUUGUGUAUUUUAUGUCAUACGAUUUAUUACACCUGUGGAUUUAGUAAAUUUAGGAUUCACAACCGGAAGUAUAUCGUUUCUGAACACCACGUGUUACGUCACAUACGAUAAAGCCAAAACAUUACUGGGAUACAAACCAUUAUACGACUACAAAACUUCUAUUGAAAUGUCUAAAAAGUUUUACGCAAAAGUUGUUUAAUGAAAGUUAUUUAGAAACAAUUCUUUUUAAUGAGAUUAUCGACUUUUUUCACUACAAAGUAUGGGUUAUUUAUGGGGUGAUAUUUCGCAAUUAUUUUUAUUUUUUUAUAUAUGGUUUUAUGGUUAUCAGGAACUUUCCUGGAAGAUAAUAUACUACAUUUGUAUCAUAGUUCGAAACAUUUCUACAUCGAUGAUCCAUCCUACUUCAUGGUAUUGUCUGCUCAUCAGUGAAUUUGAUGAGUAGUCUUUUACCUCAAAAUCACCAAGGAAAUAUAUUGAAUAUCACUACUUACUUAAGUUUAUAGUUCAAUGAUUGUCUGUUCUGUUAAUCAUAAAUUACAUGCUGUCAAAAUUAAAAGUCCAUAUUGUG
Molecule: messenger RNA, 1720 nt
Organism: Mytilus californianus (California mussel)
Lineage: Eukaryota; Metazoa; Mollusca; Bivalvia; Mytilida; Mytilidae
Product: 3 beta-hydroxysteroid dehydrogenase/Delta 5-->4-isomerase type 2-like
Exons: 4
Coding region: 281-1351 (356 amino acids)
Biological process (GO): steroid biosynthetic process
Molecular function (GO): 3-beta-hydroxy-Delta5-steroid dehydrogenase (NAD+) activity
Source: RefSeq, a predicted model, not a curated record